Molecule: messenger RNA, 1596 nt
Organism: Danaus plexippus (monarch butterfly)
Lineage: Eukaryota; Metazoa; Arthropoda; Insecta; Lepidoptera; Nymphalidae
Product: retinol dehydrogenase 12-like
Exons: 5
Coding region: 114-1130 (338 amino acids)
Source: RefSeq, a predicted model, not a curated record
UCAAACAGUCGCAAUUGGAUUUUGACCAAGGAGAGCAGAACGUAAUAUGUAAUUUUAUUGCAAUUUGAACUACGACGUUUGUGCGCAAUAAAAAUAGUGGUGAUCUUGAUAUAAUGACAGAUAUUACGAUGUUGUCGUCAGAUGUAAUCAAAUACGUGGCUGUACCUGUGUCUCUAGCAGUCGCACUGGGAUUGAUACGAAAAUGGAGAUCAAGGAAUUGGGCAAAGUGUACGAGCAACACUUGUUUAAGGGGCAAGACCUUUCUUAUUACGGGUGCCACUAGUGGUAUCGGAUUGGAAACGGCACGAGCUCUGGUGAAGAGGAAGGCUCGCGUGAUAUUUGCUUGUAGAGACAUCGAUAAAGCAAAGAAAGUGGUUGCAGAAAUUCGAACAGAAUGCGACGGCGGCGAAUUGAUACCAAUGCAAUUGGAUCUUGCAUCUUUCACAUCAAUUGAAAAGUUCGUAGAUGUUGUGAAGGCCGGAUUUUAUAAAAUUGAUGUAUUAAUCAACAAUGCAGGCGUGGCCAUACCAUUACAAUUAGACCAGAAGACAAAAGAGGGUUUUGAAAUACAUUUGGGUGUUAACCACUUGGGACACUUCUAUCUCACAAAUUUAUUAAUUGAUUUGUUAAAAAAAGCUGCUCCGAGUCGAAUUGUUAUUGUCACAUCAACCCUACAUGAGAAGGCCAAACUGGAUUUUGACAACCUAUAUGUGGAAGACCAAAUCGAGAAGGCCAAAUUAGGAAAACGUUACCGCCACAACCCCGGCUACUGUAACUCAAAACUCAUGAAUCUAUACCACGCACGGGCAUUGGCUGCAAAAUAUAGGAACUCAGGAAUAGACGUGUACGCCUGUUGCCCGGGCUUCUGUUAUACUAAUUUGUUCAGAGAUGUCGUUCAAUGGUAUCACUAUGUUAUCUUGGCUCCCGUCGCAUUUUGGUACAUGAAGACAGCGAAACAGGGUGCAGAGACGGUGCUGCACUGCGCAACAGAUUACCGUCUGGAGGGACACACUGGGAAGAUGUACCGCAACUGUACCGAGUACAGAUCAACGUACCGCUUUAGUAAAGGAGAAGAAAACAAGCUAUGGGAAGUUAGCGAGGCUCUCGUCAAAGCCAGGAGACCUAUUUAAGCCAACGGACUAAUUAUCCCAUAACUACAAUCUUAAAGCUCUUCAUAUGAGGAUAAAUUUCAUAUCUGUCUAACUUAUUCCUAUCGGUUAGGUUAAAGUAAUAUAUAACUAACAUUUGGGGAACUUUACAAAUCUUGACCUAGUAGUUUACAACUCUUAGACUGAAUGUGGCUAUGUAUUUAAAAUGAUAAUUUUUAAGACAUUGAGAUUUUUAUGCGUAGUCAUCUCAAAUAUAUAAUAUAAAUGUAGUUGUUAUACAAGUCUAUUGUUUCUCUAGAAUUUUUUCUAUUCUAUAUUUAUUAAGACUUCAUUAUAGGUGUUAUAACCAACAUGAUACUAUAACGGCAUAAUAUUUUAUCAUAUUAAGCGAAUGCAUAUUUCAACAAAUACUCAUUACAUGUAUUUUAAGGUAUGUUCCAAAAAAUAAUUAUUACUGUAGACAAAUAAAUAAUCAAUGUGUAGCGCU